Anopheles marshallii is the source of this 12543-nucleotide messenger RNA. RefSeq names its product DNA-dependent protein kinase catalytic subunit-like. Gene Ontology annotation, biological process: double-strand break repair via nonhomologous end joining; intrinsic apoptotic signaling pathway in response to DNA damage; telomere maintenance. Gene Ontology annotation, cellular component: nucleus. The coding region runs from base 1 to 12543 and encodes 4180 amino acids. The transcript has 3 exons. Lineage: Eukaryota; Metazoa; Arthropoda; Insecta; Diptera; Culicidae. Gene Ontology annotation, molecular function: DNA-dependent protein kinase activity; protein binding. The record is from RefSeq and is a predicted model, not a curated record.
AUGGCAUCGGAUUUAAGUACGUGCUUGCGGCAGCUGAAAAAAUGCCUCGAUACGCAGCAGACUCCUCAUGCCCGCAGCAUAGUUCAUCGUAUCACACAGCUGAUCAUUGAUAAAGUCGAUGAAAGCACUGCGGAAACAGACUUUAAUAUAGAAUGUGUGUUUGCUGCACCGGACGGAUUGAUAGCGUUUUUGGAAAAAUCAUUUCCCUCUGCGAAACUCUUUGCCAAGGCAAUUGAUGAUACGUUUGAAUUAUUUCGUAAAUUGAUCGAGAAACAUUCACCGCUGCUUGGCAAACGGAUGACGAACAUUGUGCCGAUCGCGCUUCGUUACAUACAAUCAUCCUCGGUACCGGCUCGGUCGCGCGAGUUAGCAACACUCGUGCUGCAGGACAGUAUCGCGUAUGGAUGUCUGCAAACCGAAACCUAUGACAAGCUUGACCAGCUGCCCUGGGAGCUUCUGUUGGUUUUCCCACAAGGAAAGUUGCCGAACCGUUUCCAGCAAAACCUUUACGAGCUGUUGGGCCAGUUGGCCAAGCACUUUCCGGCGAGUGUGACCGAACCGGAUAGAGUGCGGGAUACACUUAUGAAUGCGGCGGAGCAACAACUGCUGGAAGAAAAUUAUCCUUCCCUGGUCUCGCUGGCGGGAGCAGUUCGAGGAUUGGACUAUUUUCUAGUCAAUUUUGCACCGUCGGAGAGCGAUCGGGAGAUACGCCAAAGAUUGUACCUAUUGAUAAAGAAACUAUCGAUCUGGGAUGACAACCGAGCAGAGCGAAACGUUUUCCGCAAUGCGUUACUAGUAUUGGCAAAUCAUGCACCGCUAUUUACGCUGCAUCUUUACCUGGAUCACGUGCACUGGCAGAAACUGAUCGCUGGUAAAUGGAUCAAAUCGACGAACCGGGAUGACAGUCAAAUUGGUAUUAGCGCAAUGUACGCUUUUCACGGAGAAAUUGCACGAGUACUUUCCAGGCCCGAACUGACGGCCGAUAGCGGUCGUGAAUGUCCAUCGACGGUGGAUGUCCUGAAUCAGUAUGUGGCGUACUAUCGGAAGUUGCUUAGCUCACCCGAUGCAGAUCGCUUCGAGAUACGGAUUGCCAUUCGUGGAUUCGGUAUUAUGGCGGGACCGUGCCAGCAGUUGGUCGGAUCGAAUGUGUCACUAAACGAGUUGCUUACCAUCGUACUACAGCGGAUCGAGGGUAUAUGUGAACGGUCGGUUUCAGCUGUGGGAGACAUGCUUGAAUUUUUACCCGAUUUCAUUCAGUCCCUAUCGGAGAUUCUUACCCAUGCUAAACAACUAACAGCGACACAGCUCAUCUCGAUACAAACGAUGACCGUUGCUUUGGUUCGUGAUUUUUAUCAUCUUUCUACGGUGCAUCAUGAACUUAUUGUAAAAUCGCUCGUAUGCAUGCUUCAAAACAUUGGAAAGCUAGGUGGAAGUACUCGCGAUCAUCUACUCGACAGUAUACUGCUCCAGGGAAUUGUUUGGAGUUGUACGCACUCAUUGCCGUUCGCCACGUCGCUGCCCGUACCUACGCCAGCUACCGGUACUCAUGCUGUUGCCCAAAAAACCGACUGGAAGCAAGAUUUUGUGACGUACAAAAAUUAUCUUCCCCUUUGGCAGGGGCUUUUGGAUAAAGCACACGGUACACAAGAUACGUCCCUAAUACGCGCGAUCUACCGUGCCUUUAUGAAUACGCUGUUUGUGAUAGUGGAGAAGCUUGAUUUAUCUACCCGCAAACGGACCUUCCAGGAAGAUGAUGGACAGCAAAGGGAACUGUUUUUCUGCGAUCCCAACAUUGAUCUCGUACCGAUCAAACCCAAGGAUUAUCAUAUCUUUCUCAACCUCGUAGAACUGUAUCGGGAUGUUUUGCAUGGUUCGCAAACGCCAACCGCUGUGCGGGAACUCUUCACCGAUUGGAUUCGUCCGUACUUCGAAAAAUUUGUCAAAGCAUCGCUAGAACGUCCGCUGGUGAGUGGAUUCGUAAAGCUGAUCGAAAUGGGGCUCGGUACGGCAGAGACGAUGGGGUAUUUUCAUCAGCGGGAAGGUACACCCGUUGACACGGACGUUCGUUCGAUUCAGCUGGUGCUGCUGUAUUACCUUGAACAAACGGUACAGAGAGCUUUGCACGCAGUCGGAGAGCUUCAACUAGCAUGUCUCCGGUUCGUACUGAAUGCACCGGUUCGUUUGUUGCUUGAUUUUGUUGAAGAUGAAACCCUAAAGCAACCGCUUAUGGUGGAAGUGUUCCGAACAGCUUUCCGUAUCGGCCAUGGAUUACUUUCGAUUGCUCGUGUAGCGCUCUACUCUCUCCGGCGUAUGGUACGGUUUCGUUAUCCACCGAUGAAGCCGACACUGCGGGAGCAACUGCUCCGACAAGUUCUCCCAAUGGUGGAACCAUUCCUGCGCACACGUGACUCAACACAACCACCUGCCCAAAGUUUGCGUUUGGCCAAGUUUAAGCGUCACCAUACGGCUAAUGUUGCUGCUGGAAAGAUCGAACGCAUUAAGCAACAGCACCGAAUCGAACAAACGGUAGACUCGAGUGAACUGGUUACGUUUCAGAUGCGUAUUCUGAACUUUUUGGGCGACCUGCAACCGAACGAAUGCUGCUGGUUGGUGGUGGAUGAGCUAGACAUCGCAAGCGACCAAGGAUGGGACACGUUGAACCGGAGUUCACUGACGCGAUGGGAUGCAGACAGUGGACGUUCGCUCGAGUUGCGGUUGCUGUGCGCGAAUGGAACGCGCCCGUGCAUCAAGUUGGACGGAAUUAUUGGUCGCGUAUGCCAGCUGGCCGUUGAGUGUAGCGACCGUGCGACAAAGUUGGCUGCAUGCGAACUUCUGCACACAAUCGUGCUGUAUCUGUUGGGCAUCAACUAUCAGGAUCAACUGGACAGUUUAUGGACACAAAUAUGCCAACAUCUACUACAACUGAGCUGCGAUACCGAUCUGGCGGUGUGUCAGAUGUUCGAACCAUUACUUUUUCAAAUCAUCCACUUCGUAACGCAGCCAUCUAAACUCAACCAGCAAGGAACGCGAACACUGCUUGACUGCCUGAUGGCCGCAACCUUCAACGUACAGCACAGCGCCAUUCGGGACCUUUCCAUCCGAUGUUUGCGAGAGUUUCUGCAGUGGACCAACCGUCAAUGUAGAAACACGGACUCGGUAAUCGAUCGCCAUAAGACCAAGGGCAAACUGUUGGAUCAGCUUAACACGCACGCAUUAGAGUCGAAUGCUGCGCAUCGGUAUGGUUCUGCACUGGCGUUUAACAAUCUGUUCUGGAUCCUUUUGCAAGAGGAUUAUCAUAUCGUACUGUACGGUUUUGAGCUCAUGCAUUCGUACGCGAUUGGACUUAUUGUGACGGAGGAGCAGUGUGGAUUCGGUACGCCACAAGCUAGCGACGCCAUUGCGGAACAGUUUUUGCUCGUAUUGCAUCAUCUUGGAAAAUUGAUUGCGCAUCGGUACGCUUUAUUCAAUUCCGAACGUAAUGAAUCCUGCCGGCCGAAAGUUCACCAGAUUGUACCGCCGGCUAUUGGUGGAGGUGAGAUGAAACACCUCGUGUGUUGGUUGUUCCGUCAGUGUGCAGCACGUCAGCGACUUUACCGGGGUAAAUGUAUGCAGCUGUUCGACCGGCUCGCUAAAGUAGUGCCUCAAACAACGAGCGCAGAACAUUUUCUGGGCAAACAUUUCACUCCCGACGAAAUCAUUUCGAUCUGCCUCCACGCUGAUGCUGUGCAGGGUAUCCAUCAGGCUCCUACACUGAAAAGUUUGACGGAGGAACAAACGAACUCGUUCGCAGUCAACAUAUAUCUUUGGCUGGAGUAUCUUCUUGCAACGCUCGACAUGUACUGUUGGUUGCGGAGAGAGAAACUAGUCGCGGCAGAGCUAUUACAAGCGCUGAUAUGUCGUAUUUUGCCCGCCGUACAAUAUUUCCUCCGAUCUGUGGUUGAUUUUUCGGUGCACGAACUACUGUCGCGCGUCAAUAGGCAACAAUCGGGCGAGAUUGAUUUGACCACAAGCGAUCAGCGCAUGAACGCGGAUAAGAUUGUUCGGUUCGAUGCACUGAAGUCGGCCGUCGUUGUGAAAAUCGUCGAUCUGUUUGUUUUGCUGCUUCCACACCCACCCGGCCCUGUGGAGCAAGAUAUUGCUGCAGAAAUCUUGGAACUGUGGCAGGAUCAAGCAACGAUCAAUUUUCUACUGGCGCUUCUAUUUAAACCGCACCAGCUCGGGAUAAAUUGCAAUGUUUCGACGCAUCAUGAGCUGGAAAACGAUCGGCACGUCUCGGUUCAACUGGAAGCAUUAAUAUUGCGUAUUAUGGAGCGUUACAAGCAUCCCACCGGGCAGCAUAUUGUGCGGGCCCUGUUAGAAAAGCUCGUCACGGUGAUGCAGGAUCUUGGAGGUCGAAUGAAAUCGCUUCUAACCCUAAGAACAAUUCGCGUAACAGAUCAAAGGUGUGCAAAAGGGUUGCUGUUUAUGGCGAAACAUCUGCGAAGGCGCUACGAGGAUGCGCACGAGACAAAUGCAAUCAUAGAGCGCAUUCAACAGACCGCCCGUAAACUACUGAUCGAUUGUUACGAUGCCAUCGGGCAGGAGCGUGUGUGUUUGGUACUCAGUCCAUCUGCAGCCCGCUUCGGUACGAUCGUUUUAGAGGCUAUCUUUAGCAUGUCCGAGUUCAUCGAGCACAGCGAUACGAAUGCCGUAGUGUCUGCAACCAUUACGUGCUGCUUGGGUACGGACAUGCUACACCCAAACAUACGCCACGGGGAACACUUUCUCGUUUGCUUUGGUUCGGCUGUGUAUGAACUGUUUCUGAUGAAACCCUCUGAAAGCUUGCGCCAGCUCCUUCGAUCUCUCGAUACGGAUAGCUUCCCGUACGUAGUUCGAAUUAUGUGCGAUCUGAUGGACUAUAGCUAUCGGAAGCAAGCUGCGCACAAGGAUCGGUUGGAAAAUCUAUUAGAGAUCAUACUUAACAGUUGGUCACAGCUCUUUGCAAGUUCGCGCCUGCAGCCAAACGUUUUCGGAGCCUCUGAUCUACAGAUGAUAGAAUUGAUGACCAACGUGGCGAUGAUUUGUCCUUUCCCCUUGCAUGAAAUUCGCCAGAAAGUGGGACUAAUGUACGAGGAGUGGUUAAUUGAGCUUAUCGGAAGUGCCCGAUCGGAGGUGUCCAUAGAAUUGAAAGCGAGAGCUAUCGUUCUGCUACCAACCGUACUCGGACCGGGUGGUGGAACAACUGAAACCGAGUCACACUGGGACAGUUUUGAGAAUGCACUCGAAAAGUUGCAGACAGCACACUUUCCGCUUCGUUCGACAGAAUUUCCACCAAACAGCCCAAAACGGGUUGGAUUUCUAAACUGUCUCGAACGUUUGCUUGAUGCGAUGAUCGUUUCCCGUUCACCACUGCUUCUGAAGGUGGUCAUACAAAUCACGGCUCCAGACGAUGAGGGACACAUUGCCGAAACGCAAAUUCGCCAAGCCAUCGAGCGAUACUUUGCCGACCAACCGUACGAGAUGCAGUGUGAGCGGUUACACGACAUAUGGCAUUUAUUUGCAAACCAUGAUUAUGCACCGACCGUUCGCGAAACGAUACUACGACGAUAUCUGUGUACCGCACUGUGGCACUGUCGGUACGAUUCGAUUGUGGAGUUUUACAAACGCACCAUUCGCUCCAUAUCCAACUUUACCACGGUGGACAUGUAUGGACGUUCCGGUUGGGAAUUAGAGCAUACGCUCAUCGAUUUAGCUGCUGGCUUUCGAUUGUUGGAGCAUUAUGCUGCACUGCUUCCCAAGCAUAUCCUGGCAGGCGAACAUUGCCCCGUAGCUACAGAGCUUUUUGGUCCGGCAAAGGAUGGCGAAGCACCAGUGCGAGGAAAACGUUUGGUGGCCGACUUCAGCAAACGAGCACAUGGCGUCCGACGGGUCGCGUGUCCUUCGAAUGAUCGUUCCGCAGUGGAGCUGUUCCGCAAGUACCAGUGUGCCGCUUAUCGGGCAUUGGUUGCACUGAUCUCCAACACGAACGACAACCCUCGCAUGUACUCAGCGCUCUUGUUUCUGGAGAGUCGUGAAAAAGGUGACUAUCUAUGGCGCCAUUUGGUCGACUGCAGCAAUGACGAACUGUACCUGGAAGGAGGCCAGGAACAGGAACAAACCGUCCGUACAAUCACAAAGCGUGUUGCAAUAAGAAAUGAGGGCGGAUAUUCAGCGUCCCAACUACCGAGCGCCAAGGAACCCGGCCUGUCGGUAGUGAGAGAAUCAUCGCUGAGUCAACAGGUGUUUCGCUUCGAUAUGAACCAUUCCGUUGUGCUGUCUGCUCGCGAGAUAGCGGAAAGGGAUGCUGCUGAGCUGGCCAAGCGACAAAAGGGAACACUGUCAGACGUUUCACUCGAACGAACGAAAAUCAACGAGCACGAGAUAAUGGCCACGGUUUGCGGAUGCAUUCGCCACAUGGCUGCAACCAAGGUGGAGCUGCAAACGGUAGUGCGCUUUCUCGUUGGCUCGCUAAACGAUCCGACGCAGCCGAAGAACGUACGACUGUUGCUAGCGAAGGUGAUCGAUAAUUGUCGUAAAGAGCUGCAGCCACACGCAUCGUUGUUGCUGUGCCCAUUGAUGCAGCUCACCGUCGAUGCGUGUAAGAUUCGCGGUUUGGGCCCGCUCGUAACGGACUUGAUUGCGCUGGCACUGGAAUGGAAUGCUACGAUUGUAUCUAGCGCAACUAGAAGAGAAGGGGCUCCUGUCGCAGAAUCUGCUGCCCUAGCGAGUGUACUUCUUCGAUUUCUUAUGAAUCACGGUUGUGCGCAGCAAGGUGCAAGAAACACAACACCGAAAGUGUUACGACUGAAUCUGGAACUGAUUCAGGAGCUAAUAUCACAGUGGCAUAGUGCUCUGGUUGUUCCGGAGGAGCUUCUUUUUGAAAUGGUAACCAGUAGGCAACGUUUGCAAUCGGAGGAACGCUCACAGCUCCAACUGAUCGCGGGUCUGCAAAUGAGCACAAUAGUGCUCACCAAGGGACGAGGCACGUUAGUGCCCUGGAUGGAGAGUACAAAGCGAGAAUAUCUGGGUGCGAUUGUACAGUGUCUAGAUUUGCCCGACAGCACCAGCUAUAAAUCUGCCGCCUUACUGUUAGGUCACAGUCUGGCACGACUCUAUCCCGAUGGUCUGCCGGAAGAUGAAGACGUCAGUGCAGAUGAACAGUUCCAUACCGAGUGCAUUACCAAGCUUUCCUGCAUCCAGCGUGAAUACGAUCGCAAAUUUGCCGAAAUUUUAUACGAAAUAGCCAAAGGCUUUCCGUCGAUUGCCGAUCCGUUUCUGUCCAUUUUAAGCCAUCGCUUUCCUGCGGCUGCUGUUCCGGAGAAACGCAUGUAUCUGGAACUGUUGCUAGGCGGACGGCUGGAGAAGUUUAACGAGGAUCUCUUCCGGGAGCUAUCGUCGAUGGAGUUGAUGCUGCUGUUGCGCGAUAAUGAGUUGCAGCUGCCCACAUUGCAUUUACUCAAUCGUGCGCUUCCACUGAUACGUGAGCGUGAGCAUGUACAACAGCUGAUCGACCCAGUUGGACGUGUUACAUCGGAACCAAGCACACGCACCGAGUGUCGGGCGGUGGCUUUCGAAGUUCUAAUCUACAUCCAUGAACGUAACUUCGCCGAGCUUUCGGAGGAAUGUCAACACACGGUUUGGAGAUGCCUGAUACAAGGCUUAUGCAGAAUACAAGACACCGAUACCAGCGACGCUUCCAUUCGGGCAAGAAUUCUCGAAUACCUUACCGACAGUGGGAAGCUGCCGAGUGAUGUAAAGGAACGCUUCUUGUUUCUUUUGGCGGAACUGUACGAUCCAGCCGUAGAAACGGAGUUUUUGGGCAGUGCAGUGGCACUGCUCCUCGAUCCAGCAAUCCGUUGCCGGGAGUCUAAGGAUCGUUUGUUUCUGCACGAGUAUCUGAAUGCAGACGUUAAGUUUAACGAGUACACCAUUGAAACGGGAGCUCGACAGCGUCACACAAUGUCGCUGCUAACGCCAAUGUUUGCGGAAACCUCUCAACAGCGGCAGCUACAAUCCUUCAUUACGAGCAAAGGUUCACAGAUGGAGCAACUAAUAAGAGCGACCCAAUUUUCCGGCACGGACCGUACGGCACGCAGUGAUGGCAAUGCGUAUUUCGAACCAACACAGGAUCCGACCAGGUUUAUUAAAGGGCAAGAAACAUUUGCCAUGCCAACGCAACAUUCCCUCAUGCUGGAGUCCAGCUCAAUACAGCUGGACCGUCGAUCGCAGCGAACGGGUCAUGUGCCGGAAGCGACGCAACAGGAGCGCUCAUUCGAACGUCUACGAAAACGCAUUCUCAGGGACAGUGAAGCGAAUCGACAACAGCAUACAGCCUGGGCCGUUAGACGCCAUUACUCCAACCAGCGGCAACAGACGGAACGUCGCCGUGAGGCUACAUCCCAGGUGACGCUGUACCGACGCUACCGUCUUGCCGAUUAUCCCGAUCUGCAGAUCAAUCUGCUUGCGUUUCUAUUACCGCUGCAGGCACUCUGUCGUCGAGAUACGGCUUGCGCUAGGCACAUUUUUGUGGCCAUUUUUAACGGUCUGGUCGAAUGUCUGGUGUCGGGAGAUGCUGCAGGACACCGGACGCAAAUGGUUGGCGAAGAGUGGGAUCGUUUCGUAGCCCAGCUAGACAGAUCUUUACAUCGCAUUCUAGACUCGACCAAAACCAGCGAUCCCAAUCUCUUCGGUGGCUUGAUCGAAUUGACACUGGGCAAGGCGUCGGGAAAAUUUACGCUUUCUCCCCGUACCGUUGCCUCUGUGGCAGGUUCAUCCAACAUGCUCACGAUGGGCGCACUCUAUCUGGAGGCAAAGCUAGCGGACGGUGAUGACUUUGACGGCGAACCGGUACGUACCGUUGGGUGCAUCGCCACCUCGGAGGCAGAACACUGGCUGCAGUUAUCGAACUUGUAUCACGCGAUGCACGAGCACAGCGUAAUGGUGGGCAUAUUCGCCGAAAAGCUCGACACUGAUCCGCAGCUGCGGGGUGCAAUCGAACUGGAAGCGCUUGGACGAUACAGCGCAGCAUACCGUGCGUACUGUGAGCUGCUAAUGCGUGUAAGCGAGGCUCGCGUUGAGGAACGCAACUUUUGCUACAAGUCCACCUUUAACUGCCUGCUACAGCUCGGACAGUGGGACUGGCUGCUGGAACAGAUUGAUAAUCAGGUAGCGAAUCACGAGGAGCUGUGGAGUGACGAGUGGAAUUUGGAAAAUCUAAUGCCGAAUUACGUGCAUGGUAAUGUGGCACGUGUAUUGGCCGGCAAUGCAGCUGCGCGUGAGUUUUACCAAAUGCUGCAACAAUGGUUGCACAUCCCCGAUCGUGCCAAACAUAUGCGACAGCAGUUCGGCGAGCAGCUGACGGCGCUGUACAUCUCCGGCCAAGAAAUGGUCCGGGCCCGCAUGUUCGGCGAACGGACGCAGCGCCAAUUCCUCGACGAAUGGUACUGUGCUGGCGUGCUGCCGGCGCUAGUGCGCACCGAUUGUUUGCUUGGCGUGCGCAAAGUCAUUGAGCUGGUAGCAUACAGUGAGUUGUUGGAGCAUUCGACCGAUAAAUUGGAACAAGCUCUCGACGGGCUAACUAUCUCAUGGAACAAAGCACAUCCUGCACUGACGGAUUCGCUCGUUACCUGGGACACUAUAGUAGCGUACCGUAAAUUCUUAUUACGCAAGCUCGAAGCGAAAUGCUCCGGGCAGGAGAAUAUAGCAGGUAACGUGUCUAAACUGUACAGGUUGCUGUACGAGCUGGAGCUACAACUGGUGGACGUGGCAUUCGAGCAGAACAACACAAAGUAUGCAUUUAAAUUUAUUUCAAGCCUGCGAGCCGCUGAAUCAUCCGUGGGCUUAAGAAAGCCGGGAGUGGAACAAUCACUACGCAGAAAAAUCGCCCAUAUACGGCACGAUUCAACACUGCAGGUGGUAACAAAUUCCACACUGAUACAACCUCUGUUGCGUGAGUUUAGACACUUGAUGAAAGUUCAUAAACAGCUAGCAUCCGUCGAAAAUGACACCGAUAUGAAGCGGGUGCGUCGAACCGCAUGGACAGAACUUUUCCGCCUUGCCGACGCAAUUCGGACGGUGAACAAAAAUUCUGACGAUGACUUUACACCGGAUCAUGCAUCGGUCAUACAGAACGUUAUUCAAAUUGUAAUGAAACUACCGGAUGAUGCGAUAGCCAGUGAGCGUGUAACGUUAAGCGAAAGAUUAUGUCGGUUUUCGAUCCAUUGUUUGCAGCAGGGUAUUGAUGUAUUGGUACCUGAUGUACGUGAUUCCAUGCAAAGGAACAGCAACGAUGCUACUUUAUUGGAGCUCGCCGAAGCUCACCUUCGUUUGGCUCGGUACUGUUACGAAGAGCUUAACCCGGAACGGGACGAAUCUGAGGAACUGCCAAUUGAGCGACUUUUAGUGACGUCCCUGUUGCCCGCCAUUAAAUACGGUUCCCGAGAGGCUAGACAUCUGUUUCCGGUGUUGUUACAGUUACGAAAUCUUCAAAACAACACGCUGUGCAAAGAAUUCCAGGAACACUCGGGUGCGGUACCGUCAUGCAACUAUAUCCAGUGGAUUCCCCAGCUGUUGUCGUACAUGAGGAUUGCGUCGGACGGACCUGGAUGCUCCAACCGAGCACCCGUAGAGGACCAUUUUCUGGAUGAACUUUUUAUGCGACUUGUUCAAGACUACCCAAUGGCGCUGUAUUACCCAGCUCGUCUAAUACUGAGCGACACCGAAGGACCGGUGCGUCCUAUUGUAACGAAGUUGCGCAAUGCCUUGAAUUUUCCCGUGUUGGAUCGCUUCGUAGAUGAACUGUACCGUGUAGUUAUGCCGGAAACACGGCUCCACAGCAUGAUGGUGGAAUUGAAAAGACAUCUGAACGGCUUCACCGACCCAGCUGCCUACCGUACGUUCAUCGACAGUACCGUUCCGCAUGUGUUCCCAGCAAACGCUAACGAUCUGUGGCGCCACGGACAAGCUUACCGGGAUGCAUUCCCACUAAUAGAGAGUUUUCGCGCCCUGCAGCAUUACCAUCCAGUGAACGAGCGUGAUCAGAUCUUGCAGAAGCUACAGGAACUGGAAAGUGCCAUACAAUCGAAUAUACCCCGCAGUAAGACUAAGCACAUGGAACUGAAAGAUCUUUCACCCUGGCUAGCAGACUAUCAUUGCAGCGAUAUAGGAGGCCAGCGUGGAGAACCGUCUGUCGAGGUACCGGGUCAGUACGGAGCGGUAGAUCGUGCUACACCGAACCCGUCCCAGCACGCGACGAUUUUGAAAGUUUUGCCGGAUGUACUAGUGUUCGGAACGCUUCGGCUGCCGAUACUGAUAACGUUCCGCAGUAGCAAUGGGCGGCAGUAUCGGUUCUUGGCCAAGUUUGGCGAAGAUCUCCGGCAGGAUCAGCGCAUACAGCAGCUGCAGCGUGAGAUAACGCACCGCUUGCGAUGGGACCGGCACUGCCGAGCCCACCAGUUACUGCUCCGCACGUACGAAGUUGUGCCGAUACGGCCCGAUUUUGGUUUGCUCAGUUGGCUGGAAGGUACGAUUGCAUUAGGCGAAAUUGCCAAACAGGCUGCACCCCGGUACAACCCUGGCAACCGGGGACAGGAACACGUGCAUAACGAGUACAAACGCUUUCUGAUGAGCGUAGCGAAGCUGGACCCUUCGGCAGACGAUUCGCUUAACACUGCCGCCAGGAAUUCGGCAUCAUUGUACGCAAUGGCAGCGGCAUACGGUUUGCCCGAGCAGCUGCAAUCGAAGUUUAUCGAGCUGGCGCAAACUAUUCGCUCGUGCACACUCAAACGUGCGCUGUACGAUAUGGCCACCUCGCCCGAAUCCUUCUACCGGUUGCGCAUGAACUUUGCGAAAAGUUUGGCCACGAUGAACGUUACCUGUUGGGUGCUGGGGAUAGGCGACCGGCAUUUGAGCAAUAUUGUGCUGGAACGAGCGACCGGCAUGCUGGUGGGUGUGGAUUUCGGUAUAGCGUUCGGCGCCGGUACACGUGACCUUCUCAUACCGGAACUGAUACCGUUCCGGCUUACGCCACAGUUUGUUGGAGUAAUGGAGCCGAUGCAGCUGGCCGGCAUUUUACAGAAGUGCCAUCUGCACACACUGCAAUGUUUGCGCAGCUCUCGCAUGCUGCUCCGUGCCUGUUUGGAGGUGUUUAUCCGUGAACCGACGGUCGACUGGUUAAAGGCAGCCCGCCAACGAAUGGUUGACAGUGCCGGCAACGAACGAUCGUCCCGGCAGAGCGACAGAGAAUGGAAUCCGGAGGUGCGUGUAAACACGGUCCUGCGCAAGCUAAACGGUGCCAAUCCGAAGCAACUGUUGAUGGAUGAGUUGCGUUACGGUGUCGUUGCUCAACACGGGGAUUUUUUGGUGGGAUAUCUGUCGCUGGUCGAAGCAUCAGCUUCCGUGAGCAGUGAAAAGGCGGGUCGGGCAAAGGUUCUUUCGACGGAGUUGCAAACCGAGAUGCUGCUAGAAAUGGCCGUUGAUGGUAAGCUGCUUGGCAUUACGUACAACGGGUGGUAUCCUUGGUUCUAG